GAAACUCUUAUGUACCGUGCAGUAGAAGUUUUCCUCACACACGCUCUCUAAAUUCAUCCUCGGAUUGGAGAACGUCGUUAGAAAUGCCACAUGGGCAGCAUCUACCAUCUCAACAGAAGACACUACCAGAAAAUCUGCCAACCCCUACAGACAAAUAUAAACUGAAGUAUCAUCAGUAUGAAGCAGAUAUGAAGGCAGAGUAUAAGCAGCACACUGAGAGAACUGCAGUAAAGAAAAGAAACCACCUCCAAUGUCCAGAAGCUUCAGUAAAGGGUUCACAGUUUGAAGAUGGGCACAAUGAUGGUCUUACAGCUCUUGAUGAGAAAGCUCUCCUGCAACAGUGCUACACAAGCAAGCCCUACAAUAUGCAGCACAGUCUGAGGAAAUCAGAAGCUGAGGAUGUUGCUGCGGAGAGAAAGAAACAGGCUGUAGUAGAACAAGUGAUGCUAGAUCAGUUAUGCAGAGCUGUCAUAAGUGAUCCAGAACAAUCCACACGAGGUGAUGUUUCCAAGGAAGCUCAUGGACAUUUGGGACUUGGGACUGCACCCAUGCGUUUUAGAAAAAGAACACUGCAUGAAACAAAAAUAAGGACGAAAUCAGGAUUAACUGAAAACAUGCUCUCUAACAAGCUACGCUUUGAUAGUAGGAUUAUAUCCAGAAAUGGUCGUGAUGCUUGUAGGGACUUGAUUGGAUUCUUUUUUACAUGUGACAAAUCCCUUACUGUAUAUGAAUUCCGACAGUUUGGAAAAAAUAGAACAAAUGCCUUGCCUUUCAUUCAGAAGGGAGUUUAUCAACAUCAGCGAGGACAAAAGAAGGGAGAAGCUUAUGAUCUCAGUGAUUUCUACAUCGGAGCUAACCUAACUUUCCAAAGUGUUGAUCAUAAUCUUCCAAAAAGCGUCAAGCAGAAUCCAAUUCUGACCCUUCGUGUAAUAGGUAUUGAUGAAGCUGCUAUGGAUUUUCUGAAAGAUUCCUCCUUGAAAUUCAACCAAGAAUAUUCUGAGCAAUUGAUUGAUGACGGCAGAGUGUUCAAGAAAAUUCAAGGUAUGCUCAGAGAGACUUUAAGUAAAAGAGGAGUUAGAGUUGUAACAGGCUUAGGAAAACAUUUCCGACACAUAGACAAGAACGGCAGUGGUUUUCUUUCUCAGGCAGACUUUAAAGAAGCUCUAAAACUAUUCCAUUUGGAAGUGUCUGAACAGGACUUUGAAUCCUUAUGGCUUAUUCUUGAUGAUAGCAAGAGUGCUAAAGUCGACUAUGGAGAAUUUAUUCAUGCUAUAGCUGGAGAAAUGAAUGAAUAUCGGAAAGCAUUUGUAAGAAAAGCUUAUAUGAAACUAGAUUUCAACAAAACUGGAAGUGUUCCCAUGGUAGACAUCAGAAAAUGUUACUGUGCAAAGAAACAUCCUCUAGUGUUGGCAGGCAAAGCUACAGAAGAAGAAAUUAAAGUGUCAUUUCUAGAGACAUUAGGAGAAUCCUGCAGCAAUCCUGAAGAAGUGUCCUAUUCUGAGUUUGAAGAUUACUAUGAAGGAUUAAGUAUUGGAAUCACAGAUGAUGAUGAUUUUGUUAACAUCUUAAGGAACCCUUGGGGAAUUUAGAGUGGAAGAAGACAAAAAUGAGGGUGAGACUCCUCCUGAACAAAAGCAGAGCUACAUAAGGGAGGAUUUGAUCAUGAUGUGCAUUGCUUAAUAAUUAUUGCUUUAUAUUGAUAACAAGGACUGAAAAUUUUAGAUGCUUUCAGAGUCAUACAAGACAUGGUAAGUUUCUUAGAGUGCCUGUUGAGCAGAAAUGACCACUGUUUUAAUGGAAAUGCUCUUUAUGCACUGUCAUGGCCUGUUCCCCAUACCAGGAGGCAUCAUUCAGUGGAUGUUUGAACAAAGAGACUUAUUUUAAAAGUAAGUGGGAAUAGAAUACUAAAAUGUAUGUAUGAGUAAUGCAAGAAAAAAAAAAACAGUUUUAUGAUUGUUUUGACAGUGUAGGCACGGUAUCUUUUUUUGUUUCAGUUUUAUUUUAUAAAAAUAGUAUAAUUGCUCUUAAAACAUUAUUUGCUUUACUUCUCCUUUACUGUGUUGGUGAUCAGCCUGGAAAAGGCCAUCUUCAUCCAAUUUGGAGGACGUCUGCUGUACUGAAAAUGCAGAGAAGUUCACACAAAUUAGUUUUGAAGCCAGUACCCAGCUCAUCUUUACUGAUCUUAUUUUUUCGUCUUGGUCAGGCGUCUGAAGCUGAAUGUUGAAUACCAAAGGCUUAAUCAGCAAAGGUAUAUUUUUUCUGCCUAUAUUUUGCUAAAUUAUUUUCAAAUCAGAUUUGUAUGUAAAUAUCUGACUUGUCUACUUUGAAUUUCUGAGACUUUUUUUUUAAAUUAAGCAAUUAUGUCCUUUGUCAGGCUGAUAUGCAGAACUUCGUGUCUAAUUUAAAAGUAUAGAUCAGAAAAAUCUAUAUUGAAAGAGCACCACUGCACCAAAAACUAAAUUCUGAAUUAAAAUAUUUCUUACUACUUCAGAUAUUUAGCCAGGUAAGCUUUUCUAUGUAAUAUAUCCUUUUAGUUCUGUAAGGUUAAUUGUGUUAAGUAAUAAAACGUGUUAUUAAUAAAUUAUAUAUGUAUGUAUUGAUACCUUUGGUUUCCGUUUACCUCUCACCAAAAUUAACAGUGUGUUGAACUGCAUUUCUUAAGCUUAUGCAAUUACAGUAUAUUCCUUUUCCUCUUGCUGGUCUGACCAGUUUUGAAUGUAUAGCUUGGGGUUCAGAGGACUUCCUCGGAAACAGAAUUUGUGUUCUACAGAAAUUUAAGGACAGUGCUGAAAUGAAUGCUAAAAUCAGGGACUUCAAACCCUCUGUGUCUGACUGGUUUGUUCUAGAUACAGCAUUUUUGUGUUCUAAUUACUUGUAUUUUUGUUAUCAUCUGAAUUUCUGUAGCCUGACCUUUCUUGUAAUUAGAAUUGCAGUUUCUGCUCUGAACCUUCAGAUGAAGGAUUUUUUUUUCCCAGUUCUUUUGAGGCUGCAAAUGUCUGCAUUGGUUUACAAAACAAAGCAAAAUUCUGUCACUGCUUAUUCUAAGAAGAGUUCUGAUGUGGCUCAUUACAAUCUUUUUAUUCCCCAUUCCUGCUGAAAUUUCUCUUGCUGGUAAGGUUCUGUCAGUUGGUCAUGGAACUGGUGAUUCUGAAAUGGACACACUCAGCAGAAGCUGCACAGGUCCUAUGUGCUGCAAAUGAAGUGCUUUUUAAAAUUUUGUUCUUAGCACAAAACUUAGGUGAAUGAUGUACAUGAAUGAUAUUUCUAUAAUUUUUGUAGUAAUGCUUCUUCAUCUGAAGUCAAAAUUUUAAUUGGUUAAUCUACAGUAAUCUCUAAAGGUCAAAAAUUGCCUAAAAAAUGUAAGUAUGUACUUUGGUAAUUCUGAAAAACCUUCUAGGUAUUUCAUUUCUAUUAACUUCAAGGUCAGUUACACAUCAGUGGCUGCCUCUAAACAUCAGCUAUAAUGUCUCUGAAUUUUUAAUGGAGUUCACAAAAGCUCCUGUUUUAAAAAGUCAUCUUCCAUUUGCCUGCUGUUAUUUGUUCUGUCAGCUUAAGAAAGUGGCAAAGAAUUGACACAAACUUCUAUGCAGACCUGGCACACUGUGCUCACAGUUACUUGUAAAACCAGAAGGACUGAAACCAUAUUCAAACCAAGGUCUGUGACAUCUGAUUCUUUUUGUUUUCUGUAUUGGAAGCAAGCACCCAUCAAUGCUGUAGAUCUUGGUACUGUUCCUCUUUGGAAAUCAGAUAGCAAAGAAAGGCAGGGCAGCAACGCGACUCUGUAAACCCCAACAGGUUUUCUUUUUCUCUCAGUAUCUAAUAAGUUUGUUUGUUUGUUUGAAGGGGCUUGAAAUCUGCUUCUAUGGUUGAAUUAUUCAGAACUGAGAAUAACCAACCGUUGUGAUCUGUAUUGCUGUGUUCCAGUACUCAGAAAAGCUGUCAAAAGACGUUCUUAGUAACAGCGGUCUCAAUGCUCUGCUUAAUUGUGUUCUGAUUUGUUCUUUUUUAAUUGUGAAUCAUUUGAUGAACCCAAAGCCUUUUCUUUGGUCAAUGCUUUGUAACUUUAACACUUUCUGGAUAUAUCUGCUGGGGCUUAAUGCCUCUAAAUGUGUUUGAACAAAACUCUUUUCUGUAUUUCGUGCCUUAGUAUCUCAAAGUUGCUUAUGUUUUCUGAACUAGAAUGUGUUUUUAAACGUGCUGUUCUCAGCCACAGAACUGGCUUCUUUCCUUGAAAUUACUAGAAACUAGUGGUCUUAAUGACAGCCUAAUUUAAAUUUAUGCUAAGAAGUCUUAGCAGUCUGAUGUAAUUGAGAAUAGGAGAAGUCCAUUAUGCUGCAAGCAUGUUUUGUCCUAAGAAAUGCAUGCAGUCCCAGAAGACAAGUGAAAAUUAAUGAAGUGAUAUAACUUCUCAAUCUUAAGGUCUGAGACCACUUCAUCAAGCAAAUGUGCACUGGUAAUACUGGUUGAAUGUUUGUGGACAUUUUAAGAAGCAAAAUACAAGCACCAGUACAAAUAAUCAGAAUUUUCUCUUUUGUCAGUUAAUGGAAAUGUAGCAUCCUCACCUGGGAUAGCUCUGGUGGUAAGAUAAGGUGUUCUGACUGAUUUACACACACAAACUUAUUUUUCUUCCUUAAAAGCCACGGCCAGAUGAUCAAAUUCUGUUCUCCUUCAGGGACAGCAUCCCUGCUAAAACGUGCACACUGAGGUACUCUUUAGUUUGUGUCUGGUUUUGAACAGGUUAUCUCUCAUGUAAAACAGAAAGCCUAGAGUUGAUUUCUUCUGUGUUGGUCUACAUAAGCCCAUACAAAAGCAAAACAGGUAAGUUUCUGUGGAAGAAAAGGGGCUGGUACAAAAUAGCGUUAAUUUUUUCUGUGUGUAUAACAUCUAAUAAUCUAUCUUUCCUCUCCUUUAUAGUCAUGAAUUAGAGACUGAGUCAAUUCUGUACUGGGCUUUCAUGUUGUUACCUUUGUCUAUUGGAAGCUGAGUCAGGUGGACUCUGCUUUGUAAUCCUGAGGUAACACCAGUGAUGACAGAGGAAGCUAGCAUUUCCUUCCAGACCCAAAUAAGCUGUUUUUUUUUCCCCACAGGAGUUAUAUAUGUAUAUGCACACACACAAACCCGCACACACUUCUCCAAAAGUAAUAGCUCCUAUUUAUUUCCAGGGAAAUUACAACAGAUACAAAGAGCACAGUAACACCAUUUGAUAGAGCAAAUUCUCAGGUACAAAACAAUAUUUUUCAAUUCCAUUAGCUAUGCAUUUUCACUAGCAAUGAACAACAGACCACAUGCCAUGCUUGUAAACAUCAGCACUAGCGCAAGCGACCCACAGUUACCGCUGCUGAAAUGCACCACCCCACUUCCUCAUGGUGAUCACUGCCUCUGGUUGGUCUCCAUCAGCAUCCAGCAAGCAUCAGUGAAUGUCAGUAGGUGCAUUUUUUUCUGCAUGGAGGAAUUCAUUGACACACUAUUGCUUCAUAUGUACUUCCACAUCAGUGCCGUUGUGUCAGACUGCCCCUCUGCUGCCAUCUGUCACAGCAACAAAGUGUAAUGGGACACUGGUGGGAAGCUUCAGCCUCUGUGGCCAUACCACCAACAUCUGCCUCUGAUGUCAGGGGUCAACAUAGUAAAAUAAGAGGCACUGCUUUUCAAACAGCCCUUGUGAUGCCCCAGCAUUACCUUGCUGCUGGCUCCUAGGCAGCUUUUGGGAUGGAGAUGACUUACAUCUAAAUUUUUGUCUUGGCCACACUAGAACAAGAAAGCUGACCUUAUGGUGAAGCUACUGUUCUUUUUUGUUUUGUUUUGUUUUUUAGCUUUUGAAAACAUCAAGCAGUUAUGUGGUCUGGCUGCAAGCAAGUAUAAUGGAGAGGGUAGAGAGUGAACGGAGAUGGACUAAAGCAAAUACAUAAAAAAAGGAAAAAAGCAAAAGACAUCAAAUAAUAGUACUUUUAGGGGCAGUAGGGGAGAUGAAACAGUAGAAAGGCAGCAGGGAUUUGCCUUGAUGGAAGCUGGGAGCUAAACUCAGUAGGAACUGAUUAAUUCAGAUUCCAAAUGUCUCCGUUACGAGGGUACCUCUCAGUGUCAAGGAUGGAUACUUGUGGUGUCUGGUUUUUUGGUUUUUUUUUUAAUCAAUCCUGUCUCUGGGGCUAUUGAUAACUCCAUGUCUGUUCUUACUUUGAGGUUUGGCCAGGGCCCUCACAAAACUCGCUUUGGUAGGAAAAUGCUGUGGGGGAAGCCUACUUUACCUUGCUUUACACUUUAUGUGAGGAAACCCUGGGCCAUUAUAGGAGUGUGCAUGUUAAAAUCAGUGGAAACUAGAAUAGCAGCUUCAGUGAUCUAUCUUAAGCACUACUCCCUUUUCUUACAACCUAUGUUAAGUAAGUGCACAAUUAAUGACUCCUAUGACUAAUUCUUAGAUCCUGUGAUUCGUCUUGGCAUGAAUUAGAUCCUGUACUCAUGCUGGUAAAAUUACUCCCCUGAAGUCACUUCCUCUGACGGUAGUAUUCGCCUUGCAGAUGUUAGUCAUUAAGCACAAGCUUCAUCUGUGAGGAUUGCACUUGUUUUCAUGCAGUAGAUGUUGUUGAAUUGUCCCUUUUUCAGCAUUUCAAGACCAAAUAAACACCAACAGAGGUCAAACUGGUGCUGGAACUUUUCAUUUUUUUGAAAGCAGCAUUUUGGAAGUGCCUGAUAUGGCAACAAAGUGUAGUCCAAAUUAUAAUAUUCUGCUUUUUGUGGAUUUAAUGUGCUUCCAGGCAUUAUUGUUGCAUAGUUUCAAGUAACCAUAGCGAAGAAGACUGUUGAAAUUGCCAAUUCCUAGUAUCUGUCCUGAUGGGAAAUGUUGAGAAUCAUCAAGCAAAAAUCGUAAUGGUAAAUGUCAAUUAGUGAUACAAAUUAAUAAAAAUGUGGGGGGAGGUUUGUGACAUGCCUCUGUGCUCUCAGAAGUGGAUUAUGCCAUUUCUGUUCUGUGAAGCUGAGUGUGCUUGUGACAAAACAGGGUGCAGUGAUGCUCCUCCCUGUGGAGAGCCCAUGGGCUGUCAGUCUUGUCCAUCUGUGUUCGUGACCGCAUUCUGCACAAGGAAGGGGCCAGGUGACUGUAGGAUGGGAGCAGACCCGAAGAACCUCCAAAGCAAUUUUCUAAAUUAAUGCUAAAUGCCAAAGUCAAGGAGUUAUUAAAAACUGUAGAUGAGUCUUAAUUGUGAUUCUGGUAGACUUUAAACUGGAGCGGCCCUUUCUGGAGCAUGGUUGGCAGUCUUUCAGUCACAGCGUUGGAGGAGCUUAAAGUUACACUUGGGAUGGCAGGCUGCUCCUGGGCGACUCUCUUUGCUUUUGGGCUUCUAUUAUAAUUCUUUAGGUGAGGAAGAAUCUUUCUGUGCUGGGUCAGUCACAUUAGUGCAUUUUCUAGCUUUGAAGCCCAGAGCUGGGCAAAGCAGUUCCCUCAGGGUGCAGUUCUUGCCUCAGGAAAUGUAACAUCUGUGUUGGAGGAGAGGGAGAGAGCUGUAGAAAGGAAUAUUAUGCUAAUGAUACAAGCAGCUGCAGUGCAAUGUAAGCACAGGCAUUUCAGCUUGCUGCUUGCUUAACAAAUAUCGAUAAUUGGUAGAAAGAAAAGAUAAUUUAAAAGUCAGAGUAAAUCUUCUCUGCACAGAUUAGCAGGAACACCAGACGAGAGUAACCCUAAGAAGGCAGGAUUUCAGAACAGGAUGAUUUUUGUUGUUUGAGCAACUCUCAAAGAGAUCAUCUUUAGCAGUCACUCAUGUUUUCAAAAGGCACUUUGAAUAUCCCAUGUGAUGUUUCUGACUGCAGAGUUUAAAAAACCAAAUUAUUAUGUGAUACGAGAGUACUUCCAUUUUUGACAGCAAGCAUUUACUCGUAAAUAUAAUAGGAAAGAUUUCAAUUUUGUGUGUUUGUUUUGCUGGCCUUCAUCUUGGGGAACAAAAGGCAGAUAAGAAUUUGAGUGGCACAAAGUGGCAGUGAGGGACCGCCUCAUGAACACCGCUGUGAGCUGCCUUGUGCACUGAAGCAGCUUCCCCCUGCACAGCAAUGGCAGGCUGACUGCUGUCUCUGCCUGUCCUGCUGUCAGGCUGCACACCAAGCUGCACGACGCAGGCCAUAAACCUCGGGGUCCAUCUGGGGCCUGCCAGUGAGCGACCUGAGCUGGCUUUCUAAAGCGCAAUGGUACUGAAGGGGAAUAACGCUCUCGGCUCAGUUUUGUUUGCAAAGAAGUUGAGAGGGAAUGAAGAAGGUGCUACAGCACAAAGGUACUGCUACCUUUGAAGGUACAGGAACAGCCGUGCAUUGCAGAAAGGUCUUGGCAAACUGCUGCCUAACUUUGGCGCAUGCACUGUGGUGCUACAGACUUCAGUCUGUCCACUUCUGUAGGAAAAGCAGGGUACCAGGCCUUUCUGUAGAGGCACAUACCUUUCUCCUGUAAGAAGGAUAAGGAAAUUACUGUAGCAAAGUGGUAUAGCUAAAGCUAAGAUGUUCAUCUUACUCACCUUUCCUUACGGGACACAGAUCCCUGCUGUAGUCUGGCAGGUGAGAUCAGUUCAGGGCCCAGCGAUCAUCUCUGUUCUAGACUUUUACUGCAAGAGUCUUAGUCAAAACAAAUCUGGAAAAGCUCUCAAGGGUAUCAAAUGUUGUUAUAAUGCUUGCAAGAUCAGCAUGGACAUGCCAUCUUUGGCAAUCAAGUAUAACAGUGUGACCAGCUUGCUCUGCGCUCAAGGUGAUGCAUUUAAAGGUGCACAAAGACUCAAGAAAACUUGAAGCUUCCUUUGAUUUUUCCUUAUACAAAGGCUGCUAACAGCCAGUGAGGCUGUUUCUGCCAAGACUUAUUUGUUUGAGCAUAAGCUUGCAUGGCUCCUUAGGCUUGCUGGCCCCUUCCCUCAGAGGAGAAGUGCUGAUGGUGCAACCAGUGGUGGAUGUGGGAUUCCCUAUUGGGCUCUCUCCUUCCAGGCAAAGUAAUAACCAAGUUCACGGGCUGCAAAAAGAAACCUGUGCCAUCACCUCUAACUUUUGUGAGCAAGGCUGAAGUGCUAGCAGAGGAGAUGCAGUGUUUAUCUCUUGAGAAUACUGUUCUGUUUCCAUGGCAGUAGACAGCUCAGUCCAGAUUUGGGCAAUCUUGUCUGCAGAGUGGUAUGAAAAAAAAAGUCAGAGAGGAAAACUUGACUGCAACUGAAUGGAAGCAGUCAAAAUUAAUCAAGCUUGCAUACAGUGAGACUGGAUCUGCUGUAUGAGACUGCAGACACUGAAGAAACCUCUGCUUCCCGCACAGAAAUGGCAUCAGAUGUAAGAUCUGCCUGCCUCAGUCACUGAGACUGUGUGUGAGACUUCUGCCACUUGCAUCCCAGGGAUUUUCUUCUGACAGAUGAACUGUAACUGCUCAUGAUGAGAGAACAAAGCCAUUGCAAAACAUAAUUGUUACUCCUUGGAUCAAUAGCGGAGAAUUAAUCAUUAUUAAAAAAAUCAGUGAUCAAUGAAAAUGGAUGCUCCUCCAGCAAUGCCUGAAAGAUCACCAGUGCACACGUCCUUAGAAGAGAACUUGUUAAAGCAGAUCCCUUGUCUUGUUGGAGUAGAUAAAGUGGGGUCUCUUAUUAAACAUUAAUGAAAUUAAUGGAGUUGGUUAGUCACAGAAAGGAGGAAAAUGAUAGAUGAGGUGGAUUUCUAGUUCAGCUGUGAUGGAACAAAAAAACUGGGUGGAGCAACGCUGGAGCUGCCUGAAAAUGGUUGUGGUUCUUUUGUGUGUUUCCAUUGAUUUUGAUGUCAUCUGAAGGAGAGUUUGUUGACUUCCUCAGAUAAAUCACCAUCUCAUGCUGGUUCUAUAUCAGAUUUGAAUUGAUUUCAGGAGAAGAUCCCUUAAAAUUACCAUUAAAUGAAACAUAAAACCGCUCCUAAAUUACUUUAGUAAGUGGUUCUAUUCUUUUGGAAACAUGGGCUAGCUGUUCAAUGACAGCUGGAAUAUUGAUUGAUGGUAAGUGGAGUGUGCAUUGCAAUGGGAGCUGGGUGUGAUGAAGAUCUGGAGCUGCACAACGUAGAAUGUGCCAAUCCCAGCUCAGUGGGCAUGUCGCUUCCCAACACCCCUCUUUUGGAAAGAGAAACCAAAAGCCUAUUUUAACAUAUGGAAAGCUAUAGAUUUUACCACUCACUCCCCACCCUACUUGUGCUGUGCAAUACUAAUCUGGCAGUGCAGUUAGCACACACCUGUGUUUCCAACACGUGCUGUGGCUUCUCAGUAGACCCCAGACUUGAGUCGUCUACUUUUUCUUUCUUUAAUAUAUAUAAGAGGAAUUCUUCCAGUUUUUUGUUUUCCAGUGAGUGACACCCCAUUCACCAGGAUGGCACAAAGAGCUGAAGAUCUGUGAUGGCAGAAGGUGGGUGGAACACAUCUGUGUACGUGUACUGGCCCAUACUGGGGACUUCUGCCUGCUCCGGGGGGACUAUUGGAGAGCACGAACACUUCCACAUUUUGCUCAUCUCAUCCAAUCUCAGUUGCUUUUUUGGAUCAUUUUCUACAAGGAGACCUAUUUUCACCAAUUCCGUGGUAUUGAUCAAACCACAUUUACAUUUCUACUGCAUUGACUAAAAAUGCAGUUGUGCUCUAGAAAUGAAAAAUGAUGACAUCUUUCUGCUGGCUCUGCUUCUAGCCUUGUGCGGUUUAAUUACCCCAUGGCUUCUAACAGUUGUAUUUUACAGACAUUUACUUAAUCCAAGACUUCUUUUUUGUCCCCAAAUUCCGAAUGGUGAUUCUGAUUUAUCACCAGUGCACUUCAGUAUAAUGUGGCUGUCACGUUGCACAAGUUCUGGAAUGAAUUAGUACAUGCAAACAGUGAGAAUGAUUAUAAAUAAUAGGGAGAAUGGAAAAACAAGCAAAAGAAAUAAGUGGAACCUUAAUAACAUGCUAAUGAUGGCAAAUAUUUAAAAUAAUUACUUGCUUAUUUAAUCAUCAACUAACCUGAUAUAAAUUGAUCAUAUUUUGGCUGUUGCUCUAUCUUCAUUGUAAUUCUCAAUUAUAAAAUUGAUUUCUUCGUUCUCCAAUUACAACAUCGUAUGAAAAAUAAGAGAUGGUGCCCACACCAGAGAAACUCAGAGGCUUCUGCCUUGUGUUUCACCCCAGAAGGCAGCUGGGAAGGUUAGCUGCCUCUAGUCAACUGAGCUCCUAUGGAGGGGCGGGUGAAUCUAGAGUGUGGCUUUCUCCAUCAGAUCUGCUUUUCUUUUCUGCCUUGUCCUUUCUCCCAUUUAUUUCAUUUAGACAGCUGCUCAUUCAAUGACUUUGCACUGCAGUACUCAAGCUUGCAAGAAGAAUAUAGCUUCUAGUAGCUAAAAUGCUCAUCAUCUAAUAGCAUCUGAUGUCACUGCUUUCUCAGUUAAAGCAAUCCCAUAGGAACCCUCCUACCCAGUAGGGAAAAUUGGUUGUGUACUGCUCAGUGUCACUCAGUUCUUCAUGGAAAGUUCACAGUCCUGAGCUACAGAAAUGUUCCCACUAAACUUUUACCUGAAAAUGUUUGACAGUCUGUGGAUAGGUUUAAUUUGUUUUGUUUGUUUGCAGACAUGUUUCAUGGUAAGUCUAACCUAACGCUUCUCUCGUACUUAUGUCUAAUUUGUUUCUGCUUCUGUUGCAAAAUGGUGGUGCCAAAAUUCUGUGUCCUGUGGGGGGUGAAAUUAAUUCAUAACUGCUAAUUCUCCCACCUAUGUUGAAUAUUGUCUGCGUGUUUGCUGGUAUCACUUAAUAAAACACUGGCUCUGGGAACUCAAUGUCUGACAUAAUUUCAUCCUUCAUUGAGAAAUGUG
This is a messenger RNA of Lagopus muta (rock ptarmigan), 11778 nucleotides long. RefSeq names its product calcyphosine 2 (gene CAPS2). The transcript is spliced from 14 exons. Bases 84 to 1589 code for a protein of 501 amino acids. Lineage: Eukaryota; Metazoa; Chordata; Aves; Galliformes; Phasianidae. Gene Ontology annotation, molecular function: calcium ion binding. The record is from RefSeq and is a predicted model, not a curated record.